AUGAAUUUGCAGGCCGAAAAGAAGAUGAAGGAAGCAGAUGCCGCUGCGAAGCAGCUCCAGGACAGAGAGCAGAAGGUAGAGGACCAGGCCAUUUCAGCUGUUCGAACGGCGAAGGCACAAGUUUCUCAGGCUCAGAAAGAGGUCAAGCAGAUGCAGGACGAGUUGAGACAGGCGCAGGCAGAUGCGAUCCAAGCACGAGCGGCGCAGGCAGCAGCGGAGGAGCAGGUGGCAAAGGCGGAAAUGCUGCAAGCUGCACAGGCUCAGAGCGACAUCAACAAGGACAUGUUGGGAGCCCUCAGCUCCGUUAGGCGGUCCAACCCGUUGGAGGUCGCCGCAUCUCAAUGA
Molecule: messenger RNA, 345 nt
Organism: Symbiodinium pilosum
Lineage: Eukaryota; Dinophyceae; Suessiales; Symbiodiniaceae
Source: the annotation of a GenBank genome assembly